UACAGUGUGCGUCUAUUUCUCACGCUCUAUGUGGAAGUACAGGAAAUAUUCUGUUUGUGGUUGUCAAGAAAAUCCAUGAGAAUUAUAGUGAUAGUUUAGGAGUUGCUUGCCUUAUUUAUUUAAGGAUUAGAGUUUGACGAUGGGAUGAUUAAAAGAUAGUUAUUUUGCGCUGGAAAAAUGCCUUUUGUCAAACGAACGGUUGAGCCUGUACAUCUAAGCGAUAAGCCCGUACCAAAAUGCUGCCGAAAUGAAUUGGAGGCUGUUUCAAAUUUCACGUUGUGUGGCUUGAUCAGGCAGCUGGCCUGCCUGGCAGACCAGGCCAACAGCAUCUUCGAUGAGAUUGGAAUUGAAACGAAACUAGUAUUUGAUAGGACAAAUACAUUGAUAUUCCGUGUCGAGAAAUUAAAAGCGAAUGUACAUAAUUUAGAUGCGAGAGCAGUUAAAGUUCCUGAAUCCAACCUUGAUGACUACAGUGGGUUUCGUGGACAUUAUCAUGCUCCUCCGGCCAUUAGCAAGGACCUUUUCACAGAGGCCACCCGGCCUCGUUGUGUCAAGGAUCUUCGCUCGGCCGCAAGUACAAACUUUACUGAUAUUUUACGCAAAUGUAAAGAAUAUCAGAAUGACACGCUACUGGUGAAGAGCGUUAUGGAGACGCGUUGGAUGUCGGCACAAGAUCACCUUGAUUCGCAAUAUGAAUUGGAUGUUUGUAAGCACGUCAACCAUGUUCUUCCUAAACAGCGUCGAAAACAAACAAUAUUUGUAAACUCCCCAAAAGGAGCACGACCUCUGUCUGAAGGUGAUGCUCAUGAAGAUUACUUUGCACGUAGUAAUGCGCCGCUGCCAACUCCUGAGGAAGUAGCACGUCAGAAUAUUCUGCCCUCAUCAGUUAUCAGCAUUGACGUAACUGGAUGUAGCUUCCAGAGAAUGUCUAGCCUUCGAAGAUCAAAUGGGAGUAAAAAUAAAAGAUCGAGUUUGCGACGGCGAACAAUCUGCGGUGCACCAACUGAUGUAAGGGUUGCACCCUCAAGUAAUGAAGAUUACCAAUCUCUACCAAUCGUUGGUUUGGAAUUAGAUCAGGAUAGUCUAUCAAGAACUCAAAGUCUCGAUAGAAACUUGAUUUUAAGGCGGCAGUCCCUUAAUGAAGGUCAGUACGCUGUUGUUCAGCCUAUUGGAACACGGAGACGGCCAUUUUCCUUGCGUUUACAAAAGCGUCCAAAAUCGCUUGGUAAAUAUGAAACUCUCCCUGAAGGAAAGCAUGUUGAUUUGCAUGGAAAUGGAACAAGUACUUUAAUAGUCAGACGAAGUAAUAAGAAAGAAGAUGGCGGGAGAAAAGGAAUAAGGGUGACAAUGCCUGACCAUCCUAGUAUUCCUACAAGUUGUCAGAGCUGUGAGACAUUACCACCUUACACUUCAGCAGAUUCAUUGGAAAGUUCGGUUGGACAGGAACGAGCUGAAUCAUCCUCACCGUUGCGGCCGAAGUCAAUGGAAUUGGAUCGAAAACAUUUGCAUCUUGGACAAAUUCCAAAGUCAGCCUCGGCGGAACACAUCAAACGUAGUACUUACAUACAUAAUAACAUUCCUAAAACUAAUUCUUCAACUAUGACGGAAAUGAUGCCAGAUGUUGUAUCAUUACGCAAAACUGAAGCAGAAAAUCUAUCCACAACAACACAUUCACCAGCAGUAAAGUCAGACGUAAGGCUACGCAGUAGUAAACGGCAUGAUGAAAGGCAAUCUAGUUCAGGAAACUGGAGUGAAUCCGAUAGUAAUAGAAAUUCUCUUCAGUCAGACACUAGUCAGUCUUGGAUUUCUGAUGCCUCAAGCUCUUUGGUUUCUACUUGUGACUCUGCAGUCUCGAUGAAUUGUCCAGAGAAGAUCAGGAGUCCUAAGCAUGGUAGAAGCUCUUCAGAUGUUAGUCAGACGUCAGAUUCAACAUUGACUAAUGCUGGAAGUGAAGAAGCAUUAAUGGAAAUUUCUAAAAAGAACAAUGAUUGUUCACAGACUGCAGUUGAUUUUAGCAUCACCCAUAUGGAUACAGAAUCAUGGCUUCAAUCUGUUGGGGCUAUGCAACCAGUGGUAGAGAAAGCGUUUGGUAAUCAGGCACCAAUGCAAAAGCAUGAUUAUGAUCCUGCUAUGCUAUCAGACACGUGUAGUUCGUCUUUAACUUCAAUAGAUAAUUUUGAGAAUUCUAGUGAACUUUCUGAUGAUUUAGAAAUGUACUUAGGUCAGUCUGGGAGCGAGGUUUUUGAUUCUAGCAACUCUCUGUGUUCCAUUGAUACGGAUGGUUAUUGGACCUCUAUGCAUUCUGAUUGUGGUCUACCAAGUAUGAGCCGUCGACAGACUAAGUAUAUGCCCCCAUCUGCUAUUCCAAUUGGGUAUACCUCUGAGGAGUCAGAAUCUGGCUCUAGACACUCAACACGCAUUCUCCCAAGAAGAAUGAGCCCAAAGAUGCGUUUGCGGAAAAAGAAGUCAGGCUCUCCAGCAUCUGAUCGGCCCCCCCAUUCUUCCAAGGAGAAUUCUGCUAACGGGUCAUCCAAGGACACAGAUAAAGGAACAAAAACAAGACCUACCAGUUUAAAAUUACCAAACAGUGGUGCAUUGUCUCCAAAUAGCAGGAGUUCGUCACCAGGAUUCUCUGACACUACUUCAGAAACCAGUAGUUAUGAUCUCCCAGAACCAAUGAGGACCCCUUCUAAUGGUGGACUAUACACAAUAUGCUUUACUGGCAGUAUGCAACUUGAUGACAUGAUCAAAUGCACUUCAGAAAGGAACCACAAUCAUCAAAGAUCAAACUCAAUUAGUUCUUUAUCAUCAGCAGGCUAUGAUGACUCGCCUAAUAAUACUCUUACAAAAGGCUCUAGCACAUCAAAUCAAACAUCAAUGACAUCCAAUGAUCAUCCUUCCCAUAAUGAUCUUUGGAAAAAAUUUGGGAAUCAGUGUGAGGGAGAGACUCAGAAACCUGAACCUGAAACUCAAGGGAACGAAAGCAGUAUACAAGAAGUAAAGGAAGAUGGUGUAGUUUCAGAUGAAAGCUCAACAAACUCAAAGCAGACUGUCCAUACAAAUGAAGCAGACCAGAGUAAUAAUGGAAGAAAGAGCUAUUAUGAUCAUAGAUAUGGAAUUUUUGUUUUAGACACAUUAGAUGGAUCAGAAUGCAAUGAUCAUCUACCUUCACCGCCAGGUGAGGAGCUCUCUAAAACACAUACUGGAGAGAUGCAUGAUAACUAUAAUUUGGCUUCAACUAAUGGAAACAAUUCAAUGAAAUCAUCCAAGCCGAGUAAAUCUAUUCCAGAGCCAAUGAAGUCAUCUGUUAAAAAUGAUGGAAGGUUAAGCCCUCCAAAGUUUGUAACCCCAUCACCAAGGUUACCACGGAAGACAGUAAUGACAACAGAUUUGGAUCGUGUGCUGCAGUGGAAUGAAACCAGUUUUGGUCAGCCUGCCAAAAUGGUCUCAUCUAAAAUAAAUACACCGAAAACAAAGGAAUCCAGCAAACCUAUGAAUAAUCAUGGUGCUACUUCACAAGGUGAAAACUCUGCUAGUUCUACUAUAUCGGCAUUGGAGGAUGUAGAGAGGCAGGAACCGAUUUGGCAGCGACAGCAAACUGAUGGAAGCAUUACAGAAACAGACAUUGUUUGGGAAAAACAGAGUCCCUUACAGAUGAGGUCUAAUAAAGUUGUAGACAAAGAAAAAGUUGAUCUUCCAAGCCCAGAUGGAUUCGGAUCUGAAGGCUAUAAUACCAUCAAAAGAUCACCUCGACAAAAGAUGUUUUCAUCAACAACUUCUCAAUCUAUGAAAUCACCAAAAGACCUGUCUGAACACAUCCAUGUUUCUAUACCAACUACAGAUGAGUCUAAAUACCAGAAUCAUCUUCAACCUGCAUCAGAUACAGAACACAGAUUUUCUUCACUUCAGUCAAGUGAUCAGCAUGUUCAGCGACAUACUUCACUUGCUAAUAAUAAUGAAAGUCAAAGUAAUAAUAAUAUUUCUACUUUAAAUGUCCACACUACACAUCAGAGUUCAAAUGUACACAAAAAGAACACAGGGAAUGAAGAUGCUUAUCAGAGUCCAAUAGCAUCAUCAGGGACAGAUGAUUACACUUUGCUAGAUUCACCUGAUUCACAAACUUCGCAGCAACUCCAGAGUUCUCUUCAAAAUGCCAUGCCUGCAGUAAAAACUAUCACCCAUGGAUGCGACCAACAUCAUACAAGUCCUUUAGGAUCUCCUGUAAAAGAUAAAAACUCUCUGAUGACGAUAUGCCAUUUAGAUACUAAGCAGGAACAACCUGAUGUUUUAAAAGAUGUUCCAAUUAAACAGAAAGAUACUUCAGAGCCAUCAGUCGUGCACAAUCAAAAUCCACCUGGGAAUAACCAAAUCUCAAAUGAAAACUCAAUGAAGUCUCAGAAUGAUAGUUACAUUGAGUUUGAAACUAGUUUUGGGGCAUGCAAAAGUGAGAAAAUGUCGGUGAAUACAUCCUCUUCACCACAACAGGCAAGACGUCAGGACAUAUUUGUGCAAGCAGAACCAAGUUUGCAGUUGAUAUCCCCAGUGGAGAAAAGGUCAAAAAAUGACUCAAGAAAUUCCUUCAGAAACUCUUAUAGGGAGGAAUUACAGAACAGUAACAAUGAUCCUGAUUUGGCAAUAAUAAGAGCUGCAGGCAAGAUAGAAAAUGGCAGACAUUCUAGCCAGCCUGUCGGUGUGAUUACACCAAAAUUUAGAACUGAUUCAUCAAAUUACAAAACAUCAUUUGACCCUAUUCUUAUUAAUGGAUUUGAUGCAUCUGGUUACCAUAGUCCGUCUAGAGGAAGUGAAUCAGAUAGUUCUUCACCAAGACCAAAUCGUCAUAACAGCAAUCAUAUAGAAGAAGGGACAGAUUCAUGUCCAACUCAAUAUGUAUUUGAUCCAAACCGGAAACCAACCUUUUCAAUUCUAAAGAAAAGAAUUGGAGAGUCUGACAAAAGCUUGAAGAAUAGUAAAGAGCGAUUGUCAUUUUUACAAGCAAACAGGCGAAAGAGUAACUUAAAAAAUGAUGAUCUUUAUCGCAAGGCUGUAAUGGCAUCUUUAAGUAAUGCCAAUGGUCCAUUUGGUUCUGACAGCUCCAUUGCUAGUGUAAUGUCACCCCGAAGUAUCACUUUUUCAGACACAGUUAUUGUUGACCAUACACCAGUAAAAGUCUGCCAAGCAUCAGGAAAACCUCAAACAUCCCUUGAAGAUUUUCGCUAUUUACUUCAACAGCAGUCUCCUUCAUCCAGAACAGAAUCAGCUGCUUCGGCUCUUAAUGUCCGUGGUAAGAACAACCGCCACAAUGCUACAGAAUUGCUUGUGAAGACUGCAUCUACUGAUCGUAAUCAACUGAAUGGAUUCGCUGAACCUGUUGCUGCAGUUAAGAUGGUUACAAUGAAUGAAAUUAGGAAUGUUAUGGAAGGAUCUGUAAAUUCUAAGUUGCAGUUACUGCCAAAUCCACCAUUGCUUGAUUCCCCAACAGAAGUUCCAGAAGUACUAGGGUAUGUUUCUAGGCAGUCGAUACCUAUUCCUCCUCCAGAUGCCACAUUCAAUUGGUUGAAAGGGAACAAUAUUUCUACACCACCAUCUGACAAACCUUCACCAGGUCCUUCAAGAUCAUUACUUAUGGAGGAGAUACGACGACAGCCGGGUUCAGUAUCUCGCUUAGUUGCCAUCAAUCAGAUCGAUCAACAAUUAGAUAAGAAACUUCAAACAUUGCCUGGAGAUGAGCGUGACAGUGGACAACCUGAAUUUCAUGGUUUGUUUAAUUCAAUAUCAACUAAAGUCAAGAAGUUGCCGUUGGCAGAGAAUGUUGCAGAAAGUGAACAUGAAUAUCCAACAGAUGCAUGGGAUUAAUAAAUCAAUUAGUCAAUUAAGAUUUUAGUCUGUUGGUCAGUCACUCCAUCAAAAAAUCAGUUGUCAGUAAUAAUUGAUUAAUUGAAAAAAUAUUAAAUGGAAAUAAUCAAUAAAUCAAAAUGUUCCAUCAGUCAUUCAUUUGGAAAAUCAACAUAACAAACAAACAGUAAAACAAAAUCAUUUGAACAAUCUAUAGGUCACAUAAAAUUUUUUUUUUAUUUUUAGAUAAAAAUGUAUUGGUCAAUUAAUCAGUAGUUGUUUAUCAAUAAGGAGGAUGGUACAUGUUAAAACUGAUCAUUUAAAAGUAAUUCUAUAUAAAUCAAUCAGUAAUACAAUCACUAUGCUUACUAAGUUUAUGAUGGAUCCAAUCACGUAAUAUGAUGCCUAGUUAUGUUUUCAUGCACCAUGAAUGAAAAUAAUCACAGUAUGCUCUUAUUCAGGGACCACUUUUGGCCAAUCUGCAAAACUACAUAUCAAAACAUUUUAUGUCAGAAUACUCUAUAAGUGUUUACAUGUUUCACAGUUACUUAAGUGUUCUUAAUGUUUGCUUAAUCCAAUAAGCUGUUGUAUAUGGCUUUUUUCUUGGCUAUGUUUCAAUGUAAUAUUUCUCUUAUUUCAACAUUUGAUUUGUAUGUAUUACUUUGCACCAAAGAUUUAUUUUUUUUUUUAUUUUUUGCUGUUAAGUAGUGUUAAGGAAAGGCAUGCUGAGCUAGAACAGUUAAGAUGCAAAAAUGAGGAAGAUUGUAGAAAAUUUGUUUAUGAAUAUAAUCAUUUAUUUUUCUAAAGUAUGUGCAUGGUGGCCUUUAGAUAAAAUAUUGAUAUACAGUUUAUCUUGUUUCAGUUAAGUACCAUAAUCCAAAAGUUUAACAUAUACAUUACAACUACCAACUUCUGUUGAAGCUCAACAAAUUAUAUAUUACACAUAAACUGUAUUUCAUUUAUUUUUCUUAAAGGUAAUUUAGAAUGUCAUAGAAGUUAUGGUUACAUAAUUAUUACAUUACAAAUGUUUAUUGUAACAUGGGGUACAUUGGAUUAUUGUGUUUAUAUUGAGUGUUUUAAGUAAUUUCAUUAACGUACAUUGCUUAUGUGGUAACUCUUUUUAAUAAUUGUGUCCAGAUCAUUAAAAAAACAACAAAUUGUGCUUAAAAGAUGCUAAAAAACGUAUUUUUUUUAUCUAACUUCAAAUAUCUAAUCAGAGUCCAAAGGGGUAGCUCAUCAAUUGGUGCAAUGUUCAUUUUCAUGUGCUCAUUUUUUUUUUAUGAGUAAGCAAUGGAGAUACAUUUGUUUUUUGCAUUGGUGUUUAUUGAGCAUUUUACUAUUUUUUGUAUGUGCUACAGCACUUUGACCAACUGGAAAGUUGCCUUAUAAAUGCCAAAUUUGUAUUAUAUAUUAGGUAAAGUGAUUAUUAAUGGCCUGCUUUUUAAAUGCGAAUGUCUAACGUCUUAAUGGAGUCUUAGCUUUGAAUAUCAAUUAGUUGUUAAGACAUCUUGAAAUUUUAAAUCCUGGCAGCAUUUGUUUCAAUCUAGAACGGCAUAUGGUAAAUAUCAUUGUAUUCAAUUGUUAUAACAGCAAUAUCUGUACAACUUUCCAUUUUUAGAGGUGAAUAAACUGGUGUUUAUGGGAUGUAUCCAGUAUACAAACGUAGUAAUCAAUUCUACAGUUGGCCAGCAUGCAUGAAUUAUUAAUCUAUGGCAUAGUGAUUGUUGUGAUGUAUGCGUACAUAUAUGAAACUUUAGUCACUCAAUCAUUCCAGGCCUGUCAAUCAAACUUAACAUCUGGCACAAUCAGAACAAGGCAUGGUUACGUGUGUUAUUCCACAAACAUGUGUACACUACAUUUACACUUUCGUUUUGCAAAUCAACCUUAAGGACGAGAUGGCAGUGGGCUGUUGCUUUCGCGGUUACAGAUUUUCCGAUUUUUUAAACAUGCACAAUUCAUAUUCCUUGGACCACAUAUGAAAUUUCACAUUCUGAUAAGUCAGUUGGUUUUGAUUGGCAGUACGGUAAGGUCUAAUUUGCAGUAUGUCUGGAUAAAUAAUAUUUUCAUUCAGAAGCAUAUGCACUUGUAAUCAGUUAUGCAGAAUAUCUACAUACAGUACUCAAAUUGUAAGCAAUUAACUUUCCACUAAGCCCCGCCCCUUGGACUUUGUUGUUAAGGCCCCGCAAAACUACUUUUAAGACAUACGAAAACCAGGUGCCUGUUCGUUAGACACAUGCGUAUUCCUGGCCCAGUUCUGAUUGGUCAGUUGUUAAGUUUAAGGUACGUUUGGUGGCCUUGUAAUAUGAAUCUUUAACCAACUGAAUAUGAGUAUCACAGUUAGUAUUGAUUGUACAUAUUGGAUCUUGUUUUAGUGACAGUUAUCAACUUAACUAAUUAAUCUGUGCAAUUCUCAAUUGUAGACUCUCAUCCUAUCUGAGUGGAGUUAAAUAGCUCAGUGGUUAAGAUGCUUGCCUUCUGAUCCCAAGGUCCUGGGUUCGAUUCCUGUGACUUUUUCUCACGUCCAAAAACAACUCCACUCCCUAAGCCUCAUAGAGAGACUUAGUUUAUAAAGCAUCAUUCUCAUCCUGUAAGUGGCAAGUGUACUUGUUGUUGAAUGUGAAGGAAAUAGAAAUAAAAAAAAUCCUAUCAGUCACUCAAUACAUUUUAAGCAGUCUAGUCUAUGGAAAGCGUUACUAAGUGGUAGUGUAUACAUUAGACUGUCUGACUAGGAAUCCAUAAAUCGUGUGCUGUGUAAUUUAAGAUUUUAAAAAAUUAAAUCAAUAUGGAUAAGAGAUAAAAUAGUAUAAUGGAUUUGGAAAAUUGUGGUAAUUUCUCUUUUAGAAAUAAUGGUGCAAUAAGGCAAAAUACAUUACAAACCUUGAGGUUCAUAUUUAGAUAGGAAGUAAGAAGCAGUUUUCCACAAUUAUGUCUCUUUAGAUGACCAAAUAAUGUUGUCAAGUACCUUCACUUCAUGCAUAUAAUAUUCAUAAUGUAUGUAGGAUCUUUCCCAUUAAAUUAAAUUAAAUUUAAUUUUAAAUAAUAAUGCAUUACAUAUAUUCUAUUUUAGCUUUAUUUUUUACCAGAGCGUGUGUAAAUUUUUUUACUUGAAGAUUGGGGAAAAUCAUUUUGAACUUGGUUCAGCAUAUUGUGCUUUAAAAAAGAACUAGGGAUGUUCUGUACUUGACCGUGAAGAUAAAGAUACCGUUGGUUGUUUCCAAUCUGAUUCGUUACAUGUUCCAUUUCAACAAAAGGUGUUUGAAUAUCAACCAGGAGAAAUGUGGCCAAAUCACAGUUUUCACCAAUUUUUGUAUAAACUAAGCUUUUGUAAAAUGUUAUCCAAUUAUAUUACAAUUACAGAUUACAGUAACCUUAAUUUACUUUAAUAAAUGGUCACGAAAUACUGUACAAUAAUAUAUUGAUACACGACUCCUCCUGUACAAAAUAUUGUCCAACUAUAUGUCCAUUCGUUCUGAUCAUUGGGAAUUUUAAUUAAGCAGUAAAUAUUGUUGAUAUUUAUUGUAUGGAAUACACAUUUUCUUAACAUUCUUUAAAAUUGAUUUUCUGCUAAUCGGACCUGAAAUAUGAUAAUCUUCGUCCUCAUAUUUCCUCUGUACCUUUACUUUUUAGAUUAAAUAAAUGUGAAUUAUUGGAAUAGUUGACCAUUCACUAAUGGGACAUAAUAUAUUUUGUGCAUGUUCAAAUAAAUUUUAUUACAUGUGCAUGUAAUUAACUUUUUUUCCAUAAUUAUUAAUUUUAUUAUCAUUGUGCAUAAUAUUAUGAUGAUGAUUGGCCUAUAUUGUGAACUUAUAUUAGAACAGUAGAAAUAAUGCAGGGCAAAACUAAUAGUGUAGUUUUAUAUA
Anneissia japonica is the source of this 9692-nucleotide messenger RNA. RefSeq names its product Nance-Horan syndrome protein-like. NCBI's taxonomy places the organism in Eukaryota, Metazoa, Echinodermata, Crinoidea, Comatulida, Comatulidae. Bases 178 to 5853 code for a protein of 1891 amino acids. The transcript is spliced from 5 exons. The record is from RefSeq and is a predicted model, not a curated record. Gene Ontology annotation, biological process: cell differentiation.